Meloidogyne enterolobii is the source of this 1070-nucleotide messenger RNA. Lineage: Eukaryota; Metazoa; Nematoda; Chromadorea; Rhabditida; Meloidogynidae. The record is from the annotation of a GenBank genome assembly.
AAAUUUUAUUUUUUACAAUUUCGAGAUGAGUUUGGCAAAAGAAAAUCCUUCUAAUCGAGAAAUACUUCCAGAUGAUUUUUUUAGAAGUGCAAAUGGUGCUAGGGACUUCUUUAAACGCAAAGAUCGAUCAAAAACUUAUGAUAUGCCAAACGUUUCGGGUGUUAGAACACUGUCUUGGAAUGUGAGCGGUACAUCUUUGGCUAGUGGAGCAGAUAAUAAAGUUGUUUCUGUUGGUAAUCUUGAUCCACACUCUUGUCGCUUGCUUAUGGCUUCGUGUUCUAGCGAUAAAUCUGUUCGUCUUUGGGAUUUACGUGUGCCAGACAGUCACACAAAAUUGCCUACAACAGGGUCAAAUUUAUUUGUAACAUGGUCACAUUGUGGAAAUUAUAUUGCUUUUGGUGACAAAAAUGACAAUUUGGGGCUUAUUGAUGCUAGAGCAAUGAAAAUUUUGGUUCAAAAUUCUUUUAAGGAUGAGAUUAAUGAAUUCCUUUGUCAUCCAAGCGGACAAUUUAUUUUUAUUGCUACUGAUCAGGGAAAGUUGGAGAUUUUUAGUUUGCCAGCCCUUAAACGUGUUCGAACAAUACAAGCUCAUCCACCCCUUUCUACUUGUUUGAGUAUGGAUAUUUCUCCAAAUGAGCGUUUUCUUGUGAUUGGAGCUUCUGACGCAUCUUGCUCUAUUUGGGAAUUGAAUGACCUUAUUUGUAUAAAAACACUUACAAGGCUUGAUUAUCCAGUACGAAGUGUUUCGUUUAGUCAUUGUAGUAAUUUGGUAGCUUCAGGAAGUGAAGACCGUGUUAUUGAUGUUUCGUGGCUUUUAACAGGAGAAAAGGUUGCAGAAAUACCUCUUUCUGCAGAAUGUUAUGACGUUUGUUGGCAUCCACGUCUUUAUUUACUAGCUUAUGCAACGAGUACAUCGAGUGGAGGAUUGGACAGAGAUAGAGAUCAACAACCUUCAUUGAGAGUUUUUGGAUAUUCUGGCUAAUUUUGAAUUUUUUUUAUUUAUUUUCGGAAAAUAAAAAUAUUUUUUGUUCUUUUUUGAAGACUAUAAAUUAUUUAAUAAUGAUAAGUAA